GGCCCGGGGCGGCCCAGGCAGAACGCGAGAACACCACGCAGGCCCAGCCAUGCCCAGCACAUAUGCGGUGUCACGGCAUGGCUCCUCUCCCAGCACCGGGGCCUCCAGCCGCAUCCCAGCUGCAUCCCAGAGCUCGGGCUGCUAUGACAGUGACAGUCUGGAGCUGCCCCGGCCAGAAGAGGGGGCCCCUGAGGACAGUGGCCCCGGGGGUUUGGGCACAAGGGUCCAGGCUGCUAAUGGUGGCUCAGAGCGAGCCCAGCCCCCUCGCAGCUCAGGCCUGCGGCGCCAGGCCAUCCAGAAUUGGCAGCGCAGACCUCGCCGACACAGCACCGAGGGGGAAGAGGGUGACGUCUCGGACGUGGGCUCCCGGACCACGGAGUCAGAGGCCGAAGGCCCCUCAGAAGUCCCCCGCCCUGGGCCUUCUGCAGCUGGGCCAUUGAGCAGCUGCAGGCUCUCAGCCCGACCCGAGGGCGGCAGUGGGCGGGGUCGGCGAGCUGAGAGGGGCAGCCCCUCACGCUCCAAUGAGGUCAUCAGCCCGGAGAUCCUCAAGAUGCGAGCCGCCCUGUUCUGCAUCUUCACCUACCUGGACACACGCACACUGCUGCAUGCCGCCGAGGUCUGCCGGGACUGGCGCUUCGUGGCCCGCCACCCUGCCGUCUGGACACGGGUGCUGCUGGAGAAUGCCCGGGUCUGUUCCAAGUUCCUGGCAAUGCUGGCUCAGUGGUGCACCCAGGCCCACUCGCUGACCCUGCAGAACCUGAAGCCCCGACAGCGGGGCAAGAAGGAGAGCAAAGAGGAGUAUGCCCGGAGUACCCGGGGCUGCCUGGAAGCAGGGCUGGAGUCUCUGCUGAAGGCGGCAGGGGGGAAUCUGCUGAUCCUGCGCAUCUCCCACUGUCCCAACAUCCUCACCGACCGUUCGCUCUGGCUGGCCAGCUGCUACUGCCGCGCGCUGCAGGCCGUCACCUACAGAAGUGCCACAGACCCGGUGGGCCAUGAGGUCAUUUGGGCCCUGGGCGCAGGCUGCAGAGAGAUUGUCUCCCUCCAGGUGGCACCACUUCACCCCUGCCAGCAGCCCACGCGCUUCAGUAACCGCUGCCUACAGAUGAUUGGUCGCUGUUGGCCCCACCUCCGGGCCCUGGGGGUUGGCGGUGCCGGCUGUGGGGUGCAGGGCCUGGCAUCACUCGCGAGAAACUGCAUGCGGCUGCAGGUCCUGGAGCUGGACCACGUGUCGGAGAUCACCCAGGAGGUGGCGGCUGAGGUCUGCCGGGAAGGCCUGAAGGGACUGGAAAUGUUGGUGCUCACGGCCACCCCCGUCACCCCCAAGGCCCUGCUGCAUUUCAACAGCAUUUGCCGGAACCUCAAGUCCAUUGUGGUCCAGAUCGGGAUUGCUGACUAUUUCAAAGAGCCCAGCAGUCCUGAGGCCCAGAAGCUGUUUGAGGACAUGGUGACAAAACUCCAGGCCCUGCGACGGAGGCCCGGCUUCUCUAAGAUCCUGCACAUCAAGGUGGAAGGUGGCUGCUAACCCGAGUUGGGGGCUGCAGGGCCCCUGCCAGCCCCACACCAGGGCACCCUCUUUGGACCUCCAGAGGGCCCCUGAUUUGGAUUAGACCUUUGGAGGCCUAGUGUUAUCCCUGGCUUCCAGGGAGGCGUUGCCAGUCUUUUGUCCUUCUGCUGGGACUGUGGAGCAACAGGCCUGACCCUGAGCACUGCCUCUCCGGGGCAGGGGUUCGGACAGAAGCUGGCCCCGACUCCCACCCCACCCCUAGUUGGAGCAGCCCUCUGGGCACAGGCAGCGAAGAGCUGAGUCACCACCAGCACUUGGUGUCACUGCCCUGAGGGUCUGCAAUAACCGCCAGUGGCUCCUCGGCUGCUCGGGCUCCUGGGGCAGGCCUCCCCUUUCCGAGGCCCAGCCUCCGGGUCAGGAGCCUCUGCUAGGCGCCCAGCCAGAGCGGGCUCCACAAGGCAGCUCAGACUUGGCAAGGAGGGCUCUUCUCUUCGCCCUGCCCUGUCCCAGCCCUGCGUGGGGCACCGCCUUCCGCCGGGGCUCUGGGUCCACACGCUCCAGGGAAAACACAGACAGGCCUAGGGAUCUGGGAAUGUGGUUGGCCGAAGGUGGGAGGUGAAGGUGCAGGCAGGUAGUGGGAGGCGGGCUUGGAAGGGCAAAACAUUCAGGGUAUCGAGACCACCCCUCCCAAGGGGAGACAUUGCCAGGUAGAGAAAACUGAAGAGUUUUUAUUGCUGUAGAAAAGACAAGACCCCUGGCGGUCACCACUACCCCACGACACACCAGAACUAAAUUCAGAGCUAAAAGGUGCAUGUUUCUAUACCUUCCACCAACCCUGAGCCUCUGGAGGGGUGAGGUCCUAGCUCUGGGAAACGCUGUCAGCAGUGAGACGCAGUUCCUGCUUCUAAUCCAGGUGCUCGCUUAGGAGUCUGAUGGCCUUUGGGUCCCUAAGGCGAUGUGGGAGGGAGUCAGUGGGCUGCCCUGUGUGCUGGGGCCUGGAGGAGGCCAGGAGGAGGGUGGUUUGUUUUGCUUCUUUGUCUGGCUAGCUUGCUUGAAAAUGUGGCCUUGGUAGGGAGCCAGACCCAUGCGGCUGAGAACGAGGAGGAGCCUCCACAUUGGACUUGCCCCCCUCCUCAGUCUCUGCUG
This is a messenger RNA of Vicugna pacos (alpaca), 2650 nucleotides long. Lineage: Eukaryota; Metazoa; Chordata; Mammalia; Artiodactyla; Camelidae. The record is from RefSeq and is a predicted model, not a curated record.